GCAGCAUGCCUGCCGCAAUGCCCCAUGGGAGUUGUAGUUCCUCUAUUCCCUUCUUUAAAAGGCUGAUGCAUCACUGAGCUUCCAGGGAGCGAAGGGCAUUGGCUGCAAGCAGCUGUUUUGCAAAAGAGUGGAAACCCUGCAAAGGAGAGCCCAGGUUUGGAUGCCGGUCCCAUUGCAGAGAGCCCUUCUGGUGGGUCUCAGCGGGACACAUCUGGGGAGCCACAGCUGGCGGCGUUUGGGGUCCAGGGGGGUUUCCCGUCUCUGCGGUGGAGCCAUGAGGCUGGUCCAGUUCCACGCCAAGGACUCAGCGGCCGAGCCCCGGAUUGGUCUGGAGGAGAAAGACGGAGGAGACGUGGUGGACCUCAACGCUUUCGACCCAUCUUUGCCCAGGACCAUGCGGGCAUUUCUGGAGGAAGGAGAGGAGGCACUUGCGGCGGCUAAAAGAGCACAGGAGUCUGGCCAGCAUCGCCUGCCCCGUUCCCAAGUGACCCUCAGGGCUCCCAUCACAAACCCAGACAAAGUGAUCUGCGUUGGGAUGAACUACGUGGACCAUUGCCUGGAGCAGAACGUGAAGAUCCCCAAGGAGCCCAUCAUCUUCAGCAAGUUCUCCAGCUCCAUCGUGGGACCCUUUGACCAGAUCCUCCACCCGGCAGAGAGCAGCGAAGUGGACUGGGAAGUGGAGCUUGCCUUUGUCAUUGGGAAGAAAGGGAAGCACAUCCAGGAGUCGGAUGCCAUGGACCACGUCGCGGGGUUUACCGUUGCCCAUGAUGUGAGCGCCCGGGACUGGCAGAUGAAAAGGAACGGAAAGCAGUGGCUUCUGGGGAAAACCUUCGACACCUUUUGCCCACUGGGUCCCGCUCUUGUCACCAAGGACGCUGUGUCAGAUCCGCACAACCUGGGAAUCCGCUGCCGAGUGAAUGGAGAGCUGGUCCAGAACAGCAACACCAACCAGAUGAUUUUCAAGACAGAGGCACUGGUCGCAUGGGUCUCCCAGUUUGUCACCUUGUACCCAGGCGAUGUCUUCCUCACGGGGACUCCACCGGGUGUUGGGGUUUUCCGAAAGCCACCCAUCUUCCUCAAGAAAGGGGACGAAGUGGAAUGCGAAAUCGAUCAACUGGGAACCAUCCGAAACAAGGUGGCAUGAAGAUGUCUUGCUCUGUCGCUUCAGCAGGUGGCUGGUUAGUUGCUGCACAGCUAUGGCUACAAAAAUGGACUGCUUUCGUUGAUUCCAAUCACAAGCAUGGAUUAAGGAAAUUUUAGAAUCAAGUUCCUUGGGAUUGGCACCGAUGAGAUUCCUCCUGUCAAUAGUCACGAGAAACCUGGUAGUUCCAGCACUAUUGGAUAGGGAAAAGUGAGUAGAGAUCUGAGUGUGUACAGUCGUGCGUAUUACUGUUGUGUCUUUUCAUCUUCUGAAUGCACAUUAACAGGAAGAUGUUUGUUUGCGGUGCAGAACUUUUGUGUGGGAGACUUUCCCUUUAAACUCUCUAGAUUGUUAAAUCAGAAUAAAGCAGCUAUUAAACUCA
Messenger RNA from Sceloporus undulatus (fence lizard), 1523 nucleotides. It is a transcript of the gene FAHD2A, whose product is annotated as fumarylacetoacetate hydrolase domain containing 2A. The transcript is spliced from 8 exons. The record is from RefSeq and is a predicted model, not a curated record. NCBI's taxonomy places the organism in Eukaryota, Metazoa, Chordata, Lepidosauria, Squamata, Phrynosomatidae. The coding region runs from base 161 to 1144 and encodes 327 amino acids. Gene Ontology annotation, molecular function: hydro-lyase activity.